Molecule: messenger RNA, 1681 nt
Organism: Magnolia sinica
Lineage: Eukaryota; Viridiplantae; Streptophyta; Magnoliopsida; Magnoliales; Magnoliaceae
Product: mannan endo-1,4-beta-mannosidase 7
Exons: 5
Coding region: 69-1373 (434 amino acids)
Molecular function (GO): hydrolase activity, hydrolyzing O-glycosyl compounds
Source: RefSeq, a predicted model, not a curated record
AUAGCCGUCCAUCACGCGUUCUUCUCCCAUCUGUGUAUCUGCUCAGUAGCUGAACCAAGCUUCUGAAAAUGAAGCAACUUGCCCUGGGUUUUCUUGUUAUUUACCUUUUGACCCAACAACACAACCUUCUGCAUGUCAAUGCAAAUGGAGGAGGAUUCAUAAGGACCAAAGGCCUGCAUUUUGUUCUGAAUGGGACCCCCUUCUAUGCAAAUGGGUUCAAUGCCUAUUGGCUGAUGUAUAUGGGGUCAGGUCCAUCUCAGAGGAGAAAGGUCUCAGCUGCAUUCCAAGAAGCUUCUAGACAUGGGCUUUCAGUAGCAAGAACUUGGGCUUUCAGUGAUGGUGGAUAUGGAGCUUUACAGUACUCCCCAGGCUCAUACAAUGAACAGAUGUUCAAGGGUUUGGACUUUGUAAUAGCAGAGGCAAGGAGACAUGGGAUUCGGCUGAUAUUGAGCUUGGUGAAUAACUAUGAUAGCUUGGGAGGGAAAAAGCAGUAUGUUCAAUGGGCUAGAAAUCAGGGGCAGUACUUGACAUCUGAUGAUGAUUUCUUUACCAAUCCUGUUGUUAAAGGAUACUACAAGAACCAUAUCAAGACUGUCCUUACAAGACGUAACAGCAUGACUGGAGUUGCUUACAAGGAUGACCCUACAAUCUUUGCAUGGGAGCUUAUGAAUGAGCCCAGAUGCACAUCUGAUCCAUCAGGAAGGACUAUACAGGCAUGGAUUACAGAAAUGGCUGCUUAUUUGAAAUCCAUAGAUGGAAAUCAUUUGCUGGAAGCUGGUCUGGAAGGGUUUUAUGGAGAAUCAUCACCUCAAAGGAAACAGUACAAUCCACGUUUUCAAGUAGGAACUGAUUUCAUCUCAAACAAUCGGAUCCCCGGCAUUGAUUUUGCAACGGUCCACUCAUAUCCAGAUCAAUGGUUAUCCCAUUCAAAUGAUCAAACCCAACUUUCAUUCCUGAACAAAUGGCUUGACACCCACAUCCGAGAUGCUCAAAAUGUCCUCCGAAAGCCGUUACUUCUCACUGAAUUCGGAAAAUCACGGAAAGACCCUGGCUUCACCAACUACCAAAGGGACUUGCUAUUCAACACUGUCUAUUACAAGAUCUAUGCUUCGGCUAGAAGUGGAGGUGCAGCUGCGGGGGGUCUCUUCUGGCAACUACUAACACCAGGAAUGGAGUCUUUCAGAGAUGGGUAUGAAAUUAUCAUGAAAGAGAACUCCUCGACGGCUAGGAUGAUCGCUCGGGAGUCUCGUAAGCUUUAUCAGCUUAGGAGGAUGUACGCCAGGCUUAGGAAUAUCGAGAAAUUGAAGCAGGCGAGGGCCAUUAGAAGGGCCCAGUGGCUUGCUAGAAACAAAGGGAGGACUGGUGGGAACUGAGAGGCGAAGAAAGCUAUUAGAUUGUACUAAGAGCUGGCUAGUGAGAUUGUAGGAAGGUUUUUUUUUUUCUUUGUUGUACUCCUUCCUCUUUGAGAUGGACGUUGUUCAUCCAAGGGAGAAGGAUAAUGAAAGUUGGAAAGGGUGUGUUGGCGAAUGCUGCAAUAUAUUUGAAGGUUUUUGCCUUCAGAUGUUUUUUGGCAUCUGCAGACCAAACACCCAAUGUUAUUGUGGCCGGAAAAUGUGCCUAAGAUUGCCUGGUAUGUAUUUAAAUAUUUAUGUGGAAUCAAAAUAUUUAGUGUUCUGGGUGC